Phyllotreta striolata is the source of this 2122-nucleotide messenger RNA. The record is from the annotation of a GenBank genome assembly. NCBI's taxonomy places the organism in Eukaryota, Metazoa, Arthropoda, Insecta, Coleoptera, Chrysomelidae.
AAAAGUGACAGUUGAUUGAAUUGAUAAAUAAAGAAAUAUUUAUAGUUUCUUUAGAACUUUUACAAAAUAUUUCAAUGGAAUGUGGGUAAAAUAUCAAUGAAUUUGAAGUUACUUCGCUAAAAUCAUGUUAAUAAUCAAGAAAAUACCAAGAUUAACUUACCUGUUGUUGCUUCUCGUGGUUUUCGGAUUUUUGGCUAUAUUGUAUCAAUCACAAAUCGCAAAAAUUCAAGAAAAAAUUCAUGCUAUCGAGAAGCACCAGGAGCAUAUCGAUGCUUCGUUAAGAGAGAAACCUCUCUUAAAAGUAGAAGAUUUAAUUCUAAUAUACAAUCGAGUACCCAAGACUGGCUCGACCAGUUUCGUAGGAGUAGCUUACGAUCUAUGUAAAAAGAACAAAUUCCACGUACUGCACGUCAAUAUUUCGGCAAACAGCCAUACAAUUACAUUAGACAAUCAGCUCAAGUUUGUACAGAACGUGACCAAUUGGAAUAGCAUGAAACCCGCCCUAUAUCACGGACAUUUUGCCUUUAUAGAUUUCUCAAAAUUCGGGGCGCCCAAACCGUUGUUUAUCAAUCUCAUUCGUCGUCCGUUAGAUAGGUUCAUAUCUUACUAUUACUUUCUCAGAUACGGGGACAAUUUUAGACCGUAUCUUGUGAGGAAAAAGCACGGUAAUACAAUGACAUUCGAUGAGUGCGUCAUGCAACAAGUACCCGAGUGUGAUCCGAACAACAUGUGGCUGCAGAUCCCGUUCUUUUGCGGCCAUGCGGCGAACUGUCGGAAACCGGGUAACAAGUGGGCAUUAAAUGAAGCCAAGAAGAACCUUAUAACGAAUUACUUCCUAGUAGGGGUCACCGAGGAACUGGAGGAUUUCGUGCAAAUACUGGAACAGUCCCUUCCGGGGAUCUUCGAAGGCGCUACGGAUCACUUUCGGCGCAGCAACAAAUCCCAUUUGAGGCGAACGGUGCAAAAAGAUGCUCCUAAAAACGCGACGUUGGAGAAGAUCAGGAGCAGCCAAGUGUGGCAGAUGGAAAACGAAUUCUACGAGUUCGCUCUCGAACAGUUUCAUUUCGUUAAGAAGAUUUUUAGCAAGAAUAAAGGGCAGGUAGUUAUGUACGAGAAGAUCCGACCGAAGCCAGCUUGAAAUUAAUUUGGUGAUUUUGAAGUGGCAGGCAAAGUUGCCGGGUCGAGUGAAAGUCACUAGAUUUGGUGAUUUUUGAAGUGAUUUAUGAUAGCUCGCUAAUAAUUUCUGAUCUAUCUGGUUUUCUGCAAUUUAUUUAUUUUUUAACGAAUAUCUCUUAAGGCUGUUUAAUCAAAUGUAUCGUUAAAAAGACUUAUGUGAUAACUACAAAAUUCGGAAAACACGGAUCGGAGAAAUACCCUUAGUAUCUAUGAAAUUAUAUAACACAUUGACAUAAAAAAAAACUCUUAAUAUAAUAUUGUGAAAAGUAACCUAAAAUAUUUAUUUAUAUCUUUGUGUCGACAUUUUUUUUUAUAAUUGUACAUGAUUUGUAAAUAAUAAAAAGCAUAUAAAACGUUCACAUAUGAUUUAAAUAAAUACAAUUUGGAAGUUAUACAGGGUGCGGCAGAGAACUUACUUUUUUGAAAGGUUGAUAGAAACCACUAACUCUUGAUUAAUUAAAUAGAAAUUAAUAAUUUUUAUCAUCCCAUAAAAACAUGAGGUAAAAGAAGGACAUAUAUAACAAAGGCUUCUAACUCAACCACCAUAUUCUCUUAAAAAUAUGUAUAACUUGUACUCAGGAGUACUCAGGUGUAAUUUUUUUAAUAAUAAAUCAUAAACACGUUUCUUGUCGAGAUGUCUCACAAAAAGCAAUUUCUUUUAUGGAUUCGUCUUCUAACUGGCAAUUACUUUGUAGUCUAGGAAUAUUGUCGAUUUUCAAAAAAAGAACUUCUACCCAAACGAACGUUUCAGGGAUGGUAGGGGGUGGGUGGGUGAUCAUAAAACCGAAGAUAUCACACAUUCACCCCUCUGGCAUUUUGCGCUAUAGGGGUUGAAAGUGCGCCAUUGGCGAUUACUUGGUACCUAUUGAUUUUACAAAAAAAUGUUUCAAAUAAAAGAUAUGCAACAUUAUUCGAUCUACAAUGUUUAUCUAAAGAUUUUUUUUAA